AUGGUUACAUGUGGUUAUAACCAUACUCACGAGGUUAUUGUGCCCAGGUAUGAGGAGCCCUGCGUCUUCACUGACGGCAAAAUUCUGGUCCUUGUCUAUGUCGACGAUAUCCUGAUCCUAAGCCCGUCGCAAGAAAAGGUAUCCGUGGACAAGCUUGUCAAGUAUCUCCAAGACAAGUACAACCUGCGCGAAGAAGACUUCAAGUGGUAUCUUGGCAUCAGGGUCAUAAGAGAUCGACCAAACCGGAAGAUGUAUCUCUGCCAGGACGCCUACAUCGACAAAAUUGCGCGAAAAUUCAAGCUCUGCGACUCAAAGCUUCGAGUACCGUCAAUCCCGAUCACAACGAUCCCUCUCGUCAAACAUGAGGGACAGGCUUCCCAGGAAGAGAUAAAAGCAUAUCAGGAACGAGUCGGAUCUCUGAUGUAUAUCGCAGUCAUGACCAGACCUGAUAUAGCACGAGCAGCUACCCAGCUUGCAAGGUUCCUGACAAACCCAUCACCAGAGCACCUUGCCGCCGCUGAUCAAUGCAUCCGUUAUCUCUACACGACGAGAUUCCUCGCCAUCAUCUAUGAUGGUCUGCACGCAGGAGAAUCACUGGUGAUUGCAAGUGAUGCGUCAUUCGCGGACGAUGCCGAAACUCGACGUUCGUCGCAGGGAUAUGUGAUGACACUCUUCAACGGACCAGUUGUGUGGAAGGCCGGACUGCAGGACACGGUCACGACUUCGACAACCGAGGCAGAAAUCUUGAGCCUGGAAAGAACAACCAAAGAGAGUUACGCCCUAGAUCGACUGCUAAGGGACAUUUCUCUUGAUCUUGGACCUCUCAAGAUAUACUGCGACAAUCUUCAGUCAAUCCGACUUGUUGUGGAGGACAACCAGAGAAUCACGACGAAGCUGCGACACGUCGAUGUCCAGAACAUGUGGCUGAAGCAGGAAUUCAAGAAGGAGCAACUUACCGCUGGCCUUGCUGAUCUUGGCUUAGGGUCAGAUUCAAUCAUUUGCAAAGGCAAAUUUGAACAAGUUAUACACGAGGCAAAACUAAUAGAUCCAUCCAUUACUCCAUCAGAAAUCAAGAUCACGAAGCUGUUCGCCAGCCCAUUCUCCACUGGAGGGCUUGUCGUGCUUCUUCUACAACCACGGUCUGACCACCUUUGGGAGCUUGGUGCUGAUGCUGUUAUCAAGGAUUGUGCUACUCUAGAUUCACUGAAUGAAGGCCUUGGGAUCUGCGCUUCUACAACUCUACAGGGGAAUGUCUCGAUAAUGGACUUAUGGACCUGUCUUCCUUGGAAAGUCACCGAGACACUAGAUUAUGCGCAGAAAUGCAGGUUUCGCCUGGCCAUUCUGGCUGCCAUAGAAGCAAAGCAGCCUGAGUGCUUCCUGGGCAUGGAAACGGUCAGCAUUAUAGACCAUGAGGCAAAACAUCAGCCGGUCACACAGGUCACUGACCACACAGCAGGAGUCUUGUUGGUUCUGUAG
This is a messenger RNA of Pochonia chlamydosporia 170, 1476 nucleotides long. Its product is annotated as reverse transcriptase (RNA-dependent DNA polymerase) domain-containing protein. Lineage: Eukaryota; Fungi; Ascomycota; Sordariomycetes; Hypocreales; Clavicipitaceae. Bases 1 to 1476 code for a protein of 491 amino acids. The transcript is spliced from 3 exons. The record is from RefSeq and is a predicted model, not a curated record.